This is a messenger RNA of Hemiscyllium ocellatum (epaulette shark), 3351 nucleotides long. It is a transcript of the gene knstrn, whose product is annotated as kinetochore localized astrin (SPAG5) binding protein. The transcript is spliced from 10 exons. Lineage: Eukaryota; Metazoa; Chordata; Chondrichthyes; Orectolobiformes; Hemiscylliidae. Bases 1581 to 2399 code for a protein of 272 amino acids. The record is from RefSeq and is a predicted model, not a curated record. Gene Ontology annotation, cellular component: microtubule plus-end; kinetochore; mitotic spindle. Gene Ontology annotation, biological process: regulation of attachment of spindle microtubules to kinetochore; spindle organization; mitotic sister chromatid segregation.
UAAUCAAGUCAUUAGCUGUAACCUUCUGCAGGAACAUUUGGAUUCCAAAGAAGAGGAACUCGAAACCCAAAUCGUGAGCCUUAGUGUCGCAAGAUCCAUUGAAUGUAAAAACUACAUAAACUAAAACCAGUACAGUUAACAAACCUACAAAGCUGUCAAAGGCUAUAUUAGAUUUUAGAUUUUUAGAUUAGAUUACAUUACAGUGUGGAAACAGGCCCUUCGGCCCAACAAGUCCACACCGACCUGCCGAAGCACAACCCACCCAUACCCCUACAUUUACCCCUUACCUAACACUACGGGCAAUUUAGUAUAGCCAAUUCACCUGACCUGCACAUCUUUGGACUGUGGGAGGAAACCGGAGCACCCGGAGAAAACCCACGCAGACACGGGGAGAACGUGCAAACUCCACACAGUCAGUCACCUGAGGCGGGAAUUGAACCCAGGUCUCUGGCGCUGUGAGGCAGCAGUGCUAACCACUGCGCCACCGUGCCGCCCACAAACAAGAACCAAAAUCAAAUCAACAUAUAAAACGUUAAUGGUGCUGAAGAGGGAAACUCACCCCCUGCCCAAAGGGGGCACCUACACAUGCCAAAAUCCAACUUCCCAUUCUGCUGCCAAUAUAGCAGCCAGGGCAUUUAAAUACCUGAACUCGGCAUAAACUGGUCGUAAGUAGGCAUCUAGCCAUUCCUCCCUAGGAACUAUUUUCUCUCCUAGCUAGAACCGCACCACAAACACAAGCAGUAAAGAAAGAAAAUGCACCAUGGAAUAACAAUGUGAACAAAGAAAUCUUCGAAAAAAAAGAUAUAUAGAUCCAUUCAAGGUGAUACGAAACACUGUCAGAUACCUCAGAGUACUCGAUCCCAAGCUCCUUCAGUCUUUUCUUGAUGCCAUCGUAGGAUUUUCUUUUCUGGAUUACUGCUGCUGCGGAGUCCUGGAAGAACAUGAUCUUUGAGCCCUUGUAAACUUGGGCCUUUGGAUCCUUCCCCGGAUUCUGGAAACUUCCACGAUUCUCUUAUCAUCUCAAUAAUGAUGAAGCUGUACCAAGAUAGGACCAGGACACUGGUCCAGACCUGACCUCCGUGCCGUGAACCAGUAAGCCCUCUCAAUCUUCAAGCUUCCCAUUCCAGCCUCCAAGUUAAGGGAUUUCAGCGACCAGUCCUCAAUAAAUUCCACUGGUCGCUCACCUUGCUUACCCUCCAACAGAUCAACAAUCCAAAGAUUUUUUUCUUCUUGUGCCCUUGUUCUUGAGGUCAUCAACCUGGUCAGCAAAUUAUGGGCUGCAUUUCCAGGGCCAAGAUCCUAUCCUUGGAGGAAUCGGUAUCAGUUUCCACCACUGCAUUCUUCCUCAUCCAUCUUUUUCUCAAGGUCUCCCAGCUGCUUGUUCAUGCAUCUGCAGCAUGAUGGAGAUCAGGGCCAGCUUCUCCUCUAUCUGCUUACCCAACAUCUGGCAAGAUUUUGCAAGCUCCAUUACCAGGACUGGUAGGAAAUCGAGCCCGAGGAUCCUCAAGAUUGGGCCGCAGGCCUGGCCUUGGAUGUGCCUGCUCCCUCCUUCAGCGUCCCUGGAUGGUGAAAACUGAGAGAUGCAGCGGUCCAAAUUACCUGUUUACCGUCCGAGACACCCACAAAAUGCCAUGCCUCCAAUGGAGGCCCCGACUGCCAAGAUGCUCAGAACAGAUAAAGUCUCACGGCCAUCUUUGAGAAAGCUCCCUGUACUCCCAGAAUUUGAGAAAGAUUUACCUCGGACAUUUAAUUUUUCAGAGAAAAAGUCUAGUGCUGUCCUGUUUGAGGCAACAGCACAGCCAAGUAAACAGACGUUAAAUAAAAGAAAGAAAAUACCCCCUCUAUCAAGGAUGACUCGUGCUGAUAUGGAAAAGUACAUGGCACUGAGAGUGGUUGAAACAGAGCUUAGAGACCAAAAUCAACUCUUGGAAGUUGCCCAGCAGCAGUUAAAGCAGGAACUGAAGAUGGCAAAGGGCCAAACGGAGGAGUUAACGGCAAGGACGAAGAGCUUGCAAUCUGAGAAGGAAACACUAAUCAGGAGGCUUCAGAACUGCACAACUGUACUGGAAAAUAACCUGAUUGAUCCUGUUUCAGCCAAUAGAAUAAUUGAAGAACAUGAUCAAAAGAAUGCAUGCCGAAGGGAUGUAAUGGUACAUGUGGAGAAUCUCCUGGCAGAACUACAAACGCUGGAAAAAUUCACAGAAGAAAAGAGGGGGAGGUUCCAGGUGACGAGGCUGAAGUUGGAGAACGCAAAGGAGGAGAGUGCUAGAAUCAUACAAGAGACCGAUUUGAUCCAGAAGGACCUGGAGGAGUGGAGAAUAUCUUUAAACCAAUCAAAACAACUUUUACAUCCGGACUUUGAAUGUGCUGAUCCUUGCGAUUAUAAUGAAUCGCUUUAAGGUGUAUAUUGAUUGUGUAAGUUUAAUAAAGUUGCACAGAGGGAAUAAUGGAAUCAGCCUGUUAGGAUCUUGAACCAUUGAUAUACUGAUAUCACACAAUAGACAAAUCACUGAAAUCUAUCCCCAAGGUAAACUAACAUGGGUGUUACGUUAUUCUGUUUUAUGUGCUAUUGCCUUCCUUACAGUAUUUUUCUUUAUAGAAAUGCUUUUGGUCAAACCUUCAGCUAAUUAUCUGAACUGUCUUGAGCUACUGUGUCACAAAACUUGACAGAUGCUGUAGAUAGUAUUUAACCUGCAAAUAUGGAUUUCAGUCCAAGAUAAAAUUUGUGGGCUUUUAUGAAAGGAAGUUAGUAAGUUUAAGGUUAAGGCACAUUAUUCUGUAUUCAGCAUUGAAACAGACAAUUGGGCCUAAUAAGUCCAAACUGACAAUUUGUCUGAUAUGAUGGAGAAACCAAUUGUCUUAAAUAUUAUCAACAGCCCAUAUUACUCUCUUGCCUCAAACUUUCAAUCACUAUUGGACUUGUUCUCGGCUUAUCUUUUAAAUGGUGCAGUAUAGGCUAGUAUAAUGUUUAUGGACUUGGGUUACUAAUUAGCUCCAAGCCAUACUUUUCAGGUUGCUUUGUUUAUUGCCUGCCCUUACCUGAAGUAUAUUUUUGCUUUGAUUCAAUAAAUUUAACUUGCUAGGCCAUUUCAGAAGGCAGUUGAGAGUCAAUCACAUCUAGUCUUCAGGAGUUUCCAGACCAAGUUAAGGAUUGCUGAUUUCAUUCCCUAAAGAACAGUUGGUAUCCUUCAGGUGAACAAUACACAGCCUAAUUAUAUAUGAACCUUUUAUUACAAAAAAUGUCAAUGGAUAUGACUAAAACAUAAAUAUAUUUAAAUUAUUCAUGUGAAACCAUUUUUAGAUUUUGUAUGUGGGAUUACCAAAUAAAGUGUAUUACUGCACAUCCAAUAA